Molecule: messenger RNA, 729 nt
Organism: Pyrenophora tritici-repentis Pt-1C-BFP
Lineage: Eukaryota; Fungi; Ascomycota; Dothideomycetes; Pleosporales; Pleosporaceae
Source: RefSeq, a predicted model, not a curated record
AUGGAGCGACACCACCAACCCAUUGACGGCCCAGUCAACAACUACCCCGUUACUGACAAGCGCGAGCAAACUGGUCUUCUCACCCGAUUUGUUCCCGACAAGCUCAAGGGUGCAGCUUUCUACCGCUGGCUGUUGCGUCUCACUCGACUCUUGCAGUUUAUUUCAGCUAUCGUGUCUCUUGGCAUCUUCUCACGACGCCUGUACAAGGUCUAUCGUCUCGUCAACGCCUUCAAGACCCGUCGCGGUGUGAAUGGCGCUUACGGUGCCGUUGAGGGUAUUCUCGCCGCUGCAGCCCUCUACACGCUUAUCAACAUCCUGUUCUCGUGCAUCAAGAAAUCCGCCAACCCCGGAGGAAGGAAGCUCAGGUGGCUUUGGGUUCUCUUCGACUUGAUCUUCGUCGGUGCCUUCAUUGCCGUCUCGGUGCUGACUCGUCCUGAUGGUGGCCUUGCUGGAGCCAAGCACUGCUACAACCCUACGCGCCGAGCAGAUGGAACGAGCACGGGUGUCGUCAAUGGCAUCACGACGCGUCGCGACGAUUCUUGCAACCUUCCCUGGGGCACGUUCAUCUUGGCUAUCAUCAGCACUAUUCUACAUGCCAUCACGGCUGCCUUCCACGAAGUUAGAGACUACCGCCGACGCGACAGGCUCGAUCACGAGAAAGCCCUUCAUCAAACCCAUGAAACCAGCAUGCCCGCUCCUGCUGCUCCUGUUGAUGGCGUUCGUUAUUAA